AUGCUUGCUGUCCGGACCUGGGGUGCAAGAGCGCUGCGAGUUUCUCCACGCCGUUUCAAAACCUACGCUACCAACGUCCAAUCUUUGGAAGACUUAGCAAAGCUCAAUUCUCUUGACGAUGUUGAUCCAGAACUGGUGAGAAGACUGAUAAACGAAAGAACCAAUCAACUGAAUACCCAGAAUGAGCUUGACAUGCUCAAGCAAAUGCAGACCGAGGAAAAACAGGGGCAGCAGAUGGCAUUGAAGAAAUUUGUUCGGCCCAUGUGGAUUUUCUUGCUGAUGAGUUCGUUCUUUUACUUAGGAGGCCAUUACAUCUGGUGGAAACUUGAGUACGAUGAACGGGAGAUAGAGUUGAACAAACAAGUACAAGAUCUACGAAUGGAGCUGGACGAGGCAAUUGAGCUGAAAAAAAUACCUUGGCUCCCGCAGAUCAAAGCUCUCAAAGUAGCUCGACAAAGACUGCUAAAAAAUGGUACUAUGCAUGGCUCUGGUAGCGAUUGCCUGGUGCACACCUGCGUACUAAAUCAAAACUAUUUGAAUGAGCGUAUGUACGUAAAAACCGUUUACUUUACCAUUACCGCAAGAUGUCUAAAAUUUACUAUUCUUCAACAAUAUGCAUUCCCCAUGCUCCGUAGGCAAUUCGUAGAUUUGCAGAAUUCCGUCGCCGCCUGCUAG
Messenger RNA from Lachancea meyersii CBS 8951, 675 nucleotides. Lineage: Eukaryota; Fungi; Ascomycota; Saccharomycetes; Saccharomycetales; Saccharomycetaceae. The record is from the annotation of a GenBank genome assembly.